Molecule: messenger RNA, 10145 nt
Organism: Physeter macrocephalus (sperm whale)
Lineage: Eukaryota; Metazoa; Chordata; Mammalia; Artiodactyla; Physeteridae
Product: histidine-rich glycoprotein-like
Exons: 4
Coding region: 7695-8828 (377 amino acids)
Source: RefSeq, a predicted model, not a curated record
UGGGGUGGGGGGGGACAAAGGCAUGAGGGACCUGGCAGGGCAGGUCACAGUCUGGGUCCAUCAGGGCUUUGACCAGAUGGACAGAAAAAUACCUUCUGGCCCAAUGGCUUAUGACCAAACAUUGUAAUAAGAGCCAGUCCACGUUCAGCAGAAACCAAACAGCUCCAUCACAGAAAGCACUUUGGACCAAUAAUUCUGCAGUUAUAACUUUAUCAUUAGAAAUCAAAGCAGCCAGUAUUAAAGUUGUAAGAAGUUUGCGUAGCAAAGCAAUCACAUCUCGGCACUGCCAGCUGCUGGCCCGUGUCUGCUGUCCCCGUGUCACACGUCUGUCAUGAGAGAACCUUUCUCUGACCCAGGUCCAUGGGAAGCAGGAGACUUUUGGUCCCUCAUAGUUUUCUUUUCCUCAUAAUCACGGUAUGCUUCACAUCUGAACCAAAGGUGACAUUUUUCUGGACUUAACUGGAUGUCAAUCUGGACAUUUUCCUAUUUGUGAAAUUGUGAAAUUGCAGAGUUAACAUUCAGCUUUCCAUUCGUUCUCAAAAGCUGAGACGUAUUCUCAAGUUAGAAUUGUUUUUGACGUUCUAAAUACAGGCAAAUCAUUGAAGAUUCUUGAACGUGAUUUGGCUUACUUUUAUACUUGUACACCAAACAUUUUUAUAGAGAUUAUACAUAUGAUCUAAUUUGCUCUCUGUUAUGCUGCCUCAUGUUAUCAUUCAUAUUUUUAUGCAUAUUUUUUGACCCCCCGAAGGGUGUACUAUCCCCCCGGAAGUUUUCCCACUGGUUCUCUGCCUGUUCACCUAAGUGUCCGUGGUCCCCGGCCCCCAGGCUGGCAGACGCCACGGCCUCCUUGCAGGACAGUCCCUGCGGACCUGCGCCCCAGCCCCCUCCGCCCCUGCUGGCUGAUGAGCUGUGACCUGCGUCUCGCUGGGGCGGGAGGGGUGUGGCCUGGGAGGCCGAGGGCCGGCGGCCGGGAGGAGACGGCGUCUCCCAAACAUGCCGAGGGCCUGCGGACUCCGCCUUUACUUCCGAUCAAAGACAACGCUUUUGAUUUCCUAUCUUUGUUAACGCUAAAUUUGAAGGUUGACCUUUAAAGCUACUUCUGUCUCCUGCUCAAAAUGUCUCUGCCCCUUGGGGUUCCGGUGCUGAGAUCAAAAUUUAGUAAGUUGUGUGGAAGGGUGAAGUCAUUUCUGGCCAAACGCUCGCUGUGCUGGUAAAGCUUCUCACCGGCAAGCUUUACUGCCCUUCUCCUGGUUUCUGACCUUUCAGAUGCUGUGGUAAUCACUUCUCCCACGAUCGUGGGAGCCCGGGGCCUGGAAACCAGAAGCUCCCCUCUUGGGCUCGUGGGGCAGGGGUCUCCCUCCAGCUGCACUCGGUAAUUUGGGGGGACCGCCUUCCUGACCUUUUGUUUCAAAGAUUUCGAGGCAUCAGCGUCCCAGCCUUGGGGCUUCGCUGUCGGCCUGUUAACAGGAGGAGGUCUUUCCCCGCCACGAUUCCUGGUCUGUGGGAAGAUGCCUUCGGUGGGUGCUCAGCGGCAGAUCACAGACAGCGGGGGGAGUCGCGUGGUCGGGCCACCCUGUUAACAGGCUGCUCACACAAACUUAACGCACAACGUUUCUGGGAAAGGAGGCUUGUGCGCACCAUUCCCCAGACGGCCCAAGGAAAGCUCCCCCAGAGCCAACUCACCGUCUCGGCUGGGGGCCGCUGCCGCCAGGUGCCGCAGACGGGGGCCAGAGGCGUGCCCUGCCCCAGGCUCCGCCCCGCGGGGCGCUCCCUGCCUGCCGGCUCCCCUAGCUCUUCAGGAGGGAAAGGGGAGGGGACAAGAGGUGCCUGGGUUUUGUGUCCGCCCCUCCCAGCCACCUCGUGUGGAGCAGCCCAAUGGACAGGGGCAGCAGCGGACAAAUAACUUCAAGGCCGCGCAGCAGUCAGUGGGGACGUGGUGGCGGCUUGGGUUCGUGCAGCUGCCGCAGGGGGCACGGCGCCGGGGCCCUGGGUGGGUCUCUACUCUCGAGCCCACAGAUUUGUCGGGGCGGAGCGUGAAAGGAAGAGGGGUCACCACGGACCCCAUCAGUUCGCCUGGGCGUCUGCACGUCGCAGCUGCCACCACGGACGCGGGAGGACCGAGGGGGCCCCCGGGAGUCUGGCUGGGGCCUCGUAAGGUCUGGAUGGCAGCUGGACAGCGCAGAGGCCGUCAGGGCGCAGGUCCGGGCUCCAGGGACUUUACGGGGUGUUUCAGGUGCACGAGAGCGUGUGGGAGGGGUUGGUCCCUGAGGAUCGCGGAGCAAGGACCAAAAUCCGUGUCUGUCAGAAUGUACCGUCUGCUUCUCAGCCCUUCUGGGUUUGGGGACAGGACUGGGCUGUGGGGUCGGCUCUUGGUAAAGAAGCCACUUGAGGGUGAUCAGUAGACACUGGCGGCAGGGGCGGUCAGGUGGUCUCUGGAGCACGACUUCUCUGUGUGAUGGGCGUUGCCUCAAAGUGUUAUCUCAGUCUUUUAUCUUGUUCCCAAAUAGAACUUGGAGCACUUUGCAAAGACUGACACAUGGAGGGGUUAGGGAAGGGAUGACGGGGUGGGGAGCGUGGCCCAGGCUGUGCGCCCCUGGUCGUUCGCGCUCUCUCUGCGCCCGUGUUCCCACCAAGCCCGAGGCUGAAGGUUUCUCCAGCCCUCGGACCCUGACGCUCCUGAGGCACUUGUUAACAAACCCUAGAUGCCCAGCUCCUCCCUCAGGCCCCAACUCAGUAAGCUGGGCCCUGGAAUCUGCCCCUUGGCUUCCCCAUGACCCUCCCUGCUGGACAGGGCCCCCGUGUCCCAAGCCUGGACAGCCGGGGCGGGGGGUGUCUCUGUGCCAUCAGCUCCUGGCCGCCUGCUGCUCAGCCUUGUGUGCGGCAGGCCAGGCACCAUUGCUUCCUGCCGCCCGAGUGCAGUUGUGCAUGUUGUGCACUGCACAAGGGCCCUUGGCUGAGGGGACAAACUGGGGCUGAAACCCAGGCCUGGCCCACGGGCUGCGCGCAACACACCAGCUGCCCUGGUGCCCGAGAGUCGUCCAGGUUGCUAAGGAGCUUGACCGCAGCAGGCCUUGUCAGCCUCCAGCACAGUGGCCCCAGGGGCCAAUCCUUCCUCCUCAUCGCUUACCCGCUCAGCUCUGCGCGGAUUCUGCUGGGCCCCGGCUUUCCCUGGCGCCUCCCCGACCCUCCCCACUGCUGCCCCCAGGGCCUCUUUUCUGGGCCACUCCACCCGGCCUCCCCUGCUGCUUUUCCACCUCCUCACACUGACACAUGCACGCACGUGUGCACCCCGUCCCGCCCGCCAACACCGUCCUCCCCAGCGUUCCCCCAUCCCCGGCGGGGAGGUCUCCUGUGAGGUCAGCUUCUGAACGGGGGUCUCGCAGCCCCUUGGCAGCCCCCGUCGGGGUGCUCCCCAGCCCUGCAGAGCCAGCCUGGGCCUCCCAGACACUGAGCCCCCGGACCUGGAGGGGUCAGGGCCCCCACGCCUUCCAUUGGGUCCCGUUUGCUGUGAGACUGUGGGGAAUCGUCCAUAAAUCCUGAUUUCAGGACUUUGGAGUUGACCAACACAGCCUCGUUUCUCAGUCUUCUCAAAAAUUUCCUUGUUUCUCAGUGAUAAAGUUUUCUGAUAAUAAACAAUACACAUCUGAACUUACAAAACACAGUUAUCAAACGCUGUUAAACAAGGCAUCGGCUGUCGUCUUGGGCGAGGAGCGGGGUGACCUCACGCCCGCCACACGCCUGCCUGGCUCCAGGCCCCCCGGCAGCCCCUGCUCGCGGCCCGGCACACGGCGGACACCGCAGGGGCGCCUUCUGCCUGCAGGAGGCUGGGGAGGCCUGGGGAGGCCCUGGUCCGCAGGGAAAGGCCCCCAGGGCCCUGCUCAGGGCUGGCUGCGGGUUCUCCUCUGCGGGAACCGUGAAAAGGAAAAGAAAAAGAGGAUGUGUAAGGCCCUCAGAGGCCCGAGGAGGAAACAGUCUGGGCAGCUCGUGAGCAGAAGCGGGGAGCUCCUCAAGGUGGGCAGGUGGUGGCAGAGGGGCUCCAGGUGGCCCUGGAGGAAGCUGACCCCAAGCCCGUGUGGCCGAGGUGGGUGAGGGGGGCCUGCCUGCCCGGGGGCCGGGCUGGAGACGUGGCCGAGCCCCCGUCCUCCCGCUGAGGAGGUGACGAUUCCCCCCUUCUGUCUAGACGUGGGGACAAACGAAGGGCUCAGGCUGCGGGCAGGGGCCGGGUAUGAGGACACGAGAGGCUGCAGCUUCGCCCUUCAGCUGCUCCCACAUUAGCAGACCUGGGUGGUUCAGCUCCUGGUGAAAAGAAAGAGCCCCAAGUAUCGGGCUGCCAGGCUUAUCAAAAAGUCGGUCUGAAGGACGCGGGGUUUGACAAAACUGCAUCUGUUGACGGGAGAAGCUAUUUCCAGUGACCUGAUAAACAAGUUGUCACUAUAUUGUAAUUAUAAUUAUGUCAGGAAAUAAAAGAGAGAUGGGAGGAAAGGUUCAAAAAAGAUGGUUUUGAGUUCGAAGCUGUGCCAUUCCAAACCCCAAGACUUGUGUGUAAGUUACUCCUUCAACGUAGACACCCCAGGAGGGAGAAGAGAGAGCGAGACAGACAGACAGGGACAGACAGGGGACUGAGCACAAAGACGUCCCCCAGCAGAGGGAGGGGGAGCCCCGCAGGUGUGAAAGCGAAGGUGAGGCAGAGAGAGGCGGCCGCUCCACCAGGCGUCUCCAUCCUGUCUCUCCCCUGAGAACCAGCCUCCUCCUGCCUGGUGGCCUCUCUGGAGGCCAGGCUUGUCUCAGAGCCAGAAGCAAACCCGCCAGCCCUCGGCGUCCCCUGAGACCGUGCAGGGCGGACUCUGGAAGUUUCGGUGCCGCUCAGGUUCCGGAUGAGAGGGGACUGUGCCUGCGGGUGGUCCUCACCGCGUCCCCUUCCUGCCCCCGGGACCGAGUCUCCACCGCGGCCUGGCCCGUCCCCGGGGACAGGCGGUCACAGCCCCGUGGGAGGGGAGGGCGCGGUCCUGGCCUCUCGAGAGCACCGUCCAGAAACGGCCACAAUAUCCAUCCACCACACUCAGCUACGAGGACGAGCGACACACACCAUAUGGUUUGUCUAAUAAACAGAGCGACCGAAACAGCGAAGAACGGUCUCUAAACAAAUAUCCCGAAGAAAAUGAAAACCAGCCAUCGUUUAGGAACAAAAGUGUAAUCAAAUUCUAAUUUUCUAUUCCAAUAAACAUCUUUGAAUUAAUGCCUAUUCCACUAAUUAUGAAGGUUUUUUAUUAGCGUUCUACUUGAUUAAUAAAGCACACAACACAGAUUACAUAUAAUAUUGCUGUCAUUUCCCCCUGGGGACGUAUGUGGUGGUUUCUCGAUCGCAUUUGAAAGCAAGAGCGAGAGGGGGAGAUGGCUGGGAGCACAAAGAGGGAGCAAAACGGCUUUUUAAAAGUAUGACUUUAAUUUUGUAAAAAAAAUAACCCUUCUUAGAUGGAUCCUAUCAGUUUACACCGCCCAGUAAAGCAGAUCAACAGCAUCGACUCAAUGGCAGGGCCCAGCCCGGCGGCCUGGAGGCUGCACUCGACGGUGGGCCAGGCUGUGGCCGAAGUCUGCGGGGAAGAUUGUCACCCACGGCGUUCACUUUGGACCCUGCAGCGGAGACGCUGCUCCCAGCCAUGGAGACGGAGCGGCUUGAAGUAAGGGCCGGAGAAGACACUGAUAAUGCAGAUUAGACGUAAACGUGAGUGGUGUCUACAAGGGUCACAUCUGAGCAGCGCACGAAAACAGAGGACACAUUCCUCCAGGCCCCGAAACCACGACCCAGCUCCGCAAAGAGGUCGCUGGCGCCACCGGUGAGCAGGGGAGUUCUGACCACGCCACGUGUUAAGGUGAAGACAGCCCGUGUUCAGGCUGGAACCACAGGUCGGCCACGGAGGCAGGAUCCCACCAGACCGAAGCCGGCCUCCUGCGAGGAUCCGUUAGCUCUGUGGCAGCCACAACAGGGAAGGCUGUGUGUGUUUUUACCGGUGCCGGUUGCGUGCAUUCCCAGCACCCCCUGCGCUGACCCCGAGUGGACCGCGUGGCCCCGGGCCUCCGCCCCCUCCGGUUCGGCCGCGAUCACGCUGCGCAUGCCGAUCCCUCCACAUCCCGCCUGUCUUUAGAGCUGCCUACGCACAACGUUUGCAAGGUCCGCUUUGCCCAGCAUCCCUCACUAUUCCUGGCCGGAGGGGCAUCUUUACGUCACAUGCAGAUUCUGACACGUGUUUGUCACGAGAAGCGUCACCCGUUGCUAUGUGCGCUUGUAUGAAACAGAGACAGCAACUUUCCAACACACGGAAAGCAGAAGCUUCCUGGACGCCUGGGCAGGGUUUAACCAGAAGCAAACAACUCGGGCAAAGGAGAUGCUGGUGGGGCGCAGCUAACAGAGUCCGGCCACUUUCCCUAUUCUACUGUCUUCUGAGAUGUAACACCUGUUUAAGAUGGAGAGAACGGUGUGCGACGCGGGAGGCAGAGGUACCAGGGUUACCGGGGAGCGUCUUGUCCCCUAAAACGAGACCAGCGACACCCAGAGCGGCCUGCACACCUUCCCAGAUUCAGCAAAUUUUUUCAGAAAAAAAAUGAAAUAAAGAAAUGCCUGGCAGUGUCAGAGUUGAUGGCAUUUGUAUUCAAAGUGUCUCCAAGAAGCCGGCUGUGAGCGGUGAAGAAGGGCAGGUGCAGGUCUCGUGUGUCCACACCCUCGGGGGGCCGUCUGUCCGUCCCUCUCAGGAGCGGGGUGCACAUGUCCCCCGUCACUUCAACGGAGCCUCUUUUCAUCCCCCUUCGUCCCCCAGCUGUAAUGGGAAUAUUCACCACCUGGACGAGAGCUGCAAAAACGUUCUGAGCUGUGGCUCGACAGUAGCCGGUGAGAGGAAAGGAAGGCGUCUUUUCCAGGAGGAAGUAGCCCUGCAUCUCUCCUCCCGCAUCAUGUGCCCUGAGAUGGUCCUCAGGUCAAGCAGGCUGUUCUCACGCCCACGGGCAGCAUGUGAGUAAGAGGAUGGUGUUUGCACGUAUACUCCUGGCAGAAUCAGCCACCUUAAGGAGAAGACCAGCGUCUCCAUUUCAGGACUUGGGGAGCUGUGUGACCGUGCUCUCAGUCUCGGACCUGUGGGCCGGCCAGCGGCCCGGGAGCCUGUCGGUUAUCCUUUCACAGCAAAGAGUCACUGAGUUUGGCCUCAACACGUUUCUCAAACAAACGGUGGAAAAAACCUCGGUCGGAAAGAGAAUGCCUCCGCAUCGCGCUGUGCCAACCCGCGCUCCAGAGGCGGGGAUGCCGCCGCGCCGGUGUCGCCGACGCCCGAGUGACCGGCCUGCGGCCGAGCGUUUCCUCAGUUCCCUUCAGCUCACAUCACACAGCUCUGCCCAGAUCUGCCUCAGGACUGGAGAGGGUUGUGCUCCACGGGUGGGUCAAAGGUGUUCUGGUCCAGUUCUCGAGGAUACAGACCAUACUCUGUGCUCCUCCUCUUCUCUCAUGGACCGACACAGAAACACACUCACACACUCAUGCAGGUGCACACACACGCACACACCCACACAGAUACACACACACUCAUGUAGGUGCACACACACACACGCACACACGUUCCACACCCACAGCUCAGAUACACACACACUCAUGCAGGUGCACACACACGCACACACGUCCCACACCCACACACUCAGAUACACACACACUCAUGCAGGUGCACACGCACACACACACGUCCCACACCCACACACUCAGAUACACACACACUCAUGCAGGUGCACACACAUGCACACACGUUCCACACCCACACACUGAUACACUCAUGCAGGUGCACACACACGCACACACGUUCCACACCCACACACUCAGAUACACACUCAUGCAGGUGCACACACACGCACACACGUCCCACACCCACACACUCAGAUACACACACACUCAUGUAGGUGCACACGCACACACACACUCUCAGAUACACACACACUCAUGCAGGUGCACACGCACACACACGUCCCACACCCACACACUCAGAUACACACACACUCAUGUAGGUGCACACGCACACACACACGUCCCACACCCACACAGAUACACACACACUCAUGUAGGUGCACACACACACACACACGUCCCACACCCACACACUCAGAUACACACACACUCAUGCAGGUGCACACGCACACACACACGUCCCACACCCACACACUCAGAUACACACACACUCAUGCAGGUGCACACGCACACACACACGUCCCACACCCACACACUCAGAUACACACACACUCAUGCAGGUGCACACGCACACACACACGUCCCACACCCACACACUCAGAUACACACACACUCAUGCAGGUGCACACGCACACACACGUCCCACACCCACACACUCAGAUACACACACACUCAUGCAGGUGCACACACACGCACACACGUCCCACACCCACACAGAUACACACACACUCAUGUAGGUGCACACACACACACACGUCCCACACGCACACACUCAGAUACACACACACUCAUGCAGGUGCACACGCACACAGAGACGCACACACAGACACACACACUCCGACACCCACACACUCAGACAGAUGCACGCACAGACUUCUUGACUGAAUGGACAGACUUGGUGUUUGAUCUUUGGAGACCUGACUCCUUUUUAUCCCAGGCAGAAAGGAGUACUCUGCAAGACGGUUCUAGACAAUGGAGCACACUUCUUCACCAAAAUAGGUGGGUAGGGAGCUCUCCCGAGGGGGAGAGCUCACCCUCGGAGGGAGCUUUCUUCGAGUGGAUCUUUCUUCUUGGUUGGGGGGAACCCACUCGAGGACGCUUGAGCCACUGAACUUUCCCCCGAAGGCCACUCGUUUGAUUCCAGGUCUGCCCCGUUCGUAACUGGCCCCAGCCUCUGCGCUGGGUUCCAAACGUCUGCAAGGUGUGCUGGGCCGAGACCCCUCCACACACCACACACACCGUCGCAGAGCGUUUGUGCAGCGGUCCCAGGAGGGUUUAAGACAAAAUAAGUUUAUAUCCUCGGUUUCCUUUAGAAGUACCAGUUAGAUACACUUAUUAAGCAAUCAGGAGGUUCAGUUCCUAUAUUUAAUAGUGGUUACUUCUGAGGUAGUGAACACUUCUUAAUCCAGGUUAAAAGUUGUACUUGCCUGCAGUGGACAAUUAUUGGACAAGAACGGCCCCUGUAGCACUUGUUUACUUUUCUGAAAUAAAGAGAGACACAGAAGUUAUGAUUAUGUACUAGACUCUGUAGCAGCCAUCCAAACAACCCAUACGCCAAAGCAAACAGACCGUCUCUUGGACAUCAUUUUGCAACAGCCUGUUUUGACAAAGAAGAUCAAAAUUAUGCACACAUUUUCAAAGGUUUAUUUUUCUUUUCAAUAUUAAAUUAUUAAACAGAGCUUUGAAAACAAUUCUUACAUUUUCACAGUUUUCUUUUUCCCUUUACAAGUAUGAACUCUGGCCUGAGGUCAACGGAUCCAUCAGUUUGAGCCUUCCUCCCCCCUCCCCCCUCCUCUUGGUUGCUCUAGUUAAUUUGACUUCCCGUUGUUGUUGUGAUAUGUCUAGAUUCUUCACUUAAAUUUUUGAGUUUUGCAAUUUACACUCCGAAUUUCUUACGGUCUAGACAUCACAUUGGAAUGAAACAUUACCGUGAUGUCUCAGAACAGCAUCUUAAAGACACUUCUUGAUCUGUCAGUUUUGUAAGGAUAUCUAAAUUACAGAGAAGCCUCAAUUAUGUCCAAGACACAUAUUUCCAUUUUUAUAAAUCUGAUUAUGUUUAAAACAACUUGUUUAUGCAGAUUUUAGGUUAGAAUUUAUGAAAAUUAACAAGAAGCGUUGAUUAUGUUUAAAACAACUCGGUUGUGCAGAUUUUAGGUCAGAAUUCAUGAAAAUUAACAAGAAGAGUAGAUUAAGAUUUUGUAACCAAAUCCUAAAUCACUACAGAGCACUGCUAGGAAAUUCACUGUAUAAGCUUGAUAUUUUUUGUAAUGCAGUGAAACAACUAAUCAUGUUUACAAAUUAUAUCCAAAUUCUCAGUAAAAUCUUCUAAAUAAAGAAAAUUAAAGACAGAAUUUUGGUUAAUUGGAGGGAAAAAAUGUGUGAGGGGGGUGUGCUCUAAAAUGUGCUGUGAAUGUGAAUUUCUAUGAUA